UCAGGUAAAAGUACGGCUGUUGCGUCUAUCGCAAAGCGAUUGGGAUCCGAGCCCUUCAACCUUAACGUCAUCACCAUGUCCCUCGAUGAUUUUUAUCUCACCCAUGCAGACCAGAACGCACUCGAAGCUCGCUAUCCUGAAAACCCAAUACUUCGAGGACGUGGUCCGCCAGGAACUCACGAUAUGAAACUUGCUACCGAUGUCUUCAACGUGCUUUCAGAUAUCAACUCGCAUUCCGAAAAAAUUGUACGCAUUCCCAGAUACGAUAAAUCUGCAUUCGGUGGUAAAGGCGAUCGAAGCAAUGUUGAAACAAUUGAGCUUGGUUCUACCCUGCAUCUUGUCAUUCUCGAAGGCUGGAUGGUUGGUUUCCAAUCGCGUCCCGAACACGAUUUCAGGAAUCAAUACUCACAGACCUUAACUCCAAAGACUUAUAUCAUUGGUCAUAAGUAUGAGGAUCUUGUACAAGUCAAUGAACUUUUGCAGCCCUACCAGAAAAGUCUCUGGUCUAAGCUUGAUCUCUUGAUCAAGAUCAUACCAAUGGAUUACGAUUGGGUAUAUAAAUGGCGAUUAGAGCAAGAACAUCGCAUGAAAGCUCUCAACGGCGGUUUUGGAAUGUCAGACUGCCAAGUGCACAAGUUCAUUGAUCGGUACAUGCCAUUCUACGAAUUUUACAAGGAAAGAGUCACAAUCCGUCACAAUCCUCCCUCUCCGCUCAAUGGAAUGAGAAUCUUUGUGAACGAAUCAAGAGUGCCAGUUGAGAUAAGCCCAUUCUCUAUCGAUGAAGAAGCAAAACGUUACGAUUUACCAAUGGCCACAUGUUAUGAUUUUUGA
Messenger RNA from Melampsora larici-populina 98AG31, 831 nucleotides. RefSeq lists its product as uncharacterized. The annotation marks the transcript as partial. The record is from RefSeq and is a predicted model, not a curated record. The transcript has 4 exons. NCBI's taxonomy places the organism in Eukaryota, Fungi, Basidiomycota, Pucciniomycetes, Pucciniales, Melampsoraceae.